This is a messenger RNA of Pteronotus mesoamericanus, 3637 nucleotides long. RefSeq names its product semaphorin 6C (gene SEMA6C). NCBI's taxonomy places the organism in Eukaryota, Metazoa, Chordata, Mammalia, Chiroptera, Mormoopidae. Gene Ontology annotation, biological process: semaphorin-plexin signaling pathway; positive regulation of cell migration; neural crest cell migration. The transcript is spliced from 20 exons. Gene Ontology annotation, cellular component: plasma membrane. The record is from RefSeq and is a predicted model, not a curated record. Gene Ontology annotation, molecular function: chemorepellent activity; semaphorin receptor binding. Bases 337 to 3213 code for a protein of 958 amino acids.
UCCGGGCGGUCGCAUUGUUUUCCUCCGCGGAGCCGCGGCGGGAGUGGGGGCUGCGACUAGGACCCUGGGCUUCCCUUCCCUGACAGCGCCCCGGGGUCCAGAUCCAAGCUCCAUCCAACUCAGACGCUUAUCACACCUCGCCGGAGCCCCAAACACGGAUUGCGAAGUCGGUGCGGUGCGGGGCCCCUGCGCGCCCGCUGCGCUCUUGAUCCUGCUGGCCCGGAUCUCGGAGCAAGUCAAAGGUCUUCUGUCCUCAAACCCCAACAGCAGUCACCACCCCAGGGCCAGCAUAUGGGUGAGGGGGUACCCCCUGGGGCCUGAGCUGCCCCCCACAGGAUGCCCCGCGCCCCCCACUUCAUGCCCUUGCUACUACUGCUGCUUCUGCUCUCACUGCCCCACACCCAGGCCGCCUUCCCCCAGGACCCCCUCCCUCUGCUGACCUCUGACCUGCAAGGUACCUCCCCAUUAUCCUGGUUCCGAGGCCUGGAGGAUGAUGCUGUGGUUGCAGAACUUGGACUGGACUUCCAGAAAUUCCUGACCUUGAACCGGACCUUGCUAGUGGCUGCCCGGGAUCACGUCUUCUCCUUUGAUCUAAAAGCUCAAGAAGAAGGGGAGGGGCUGGUUCCCAACAAGUACCUAACAUGGAGGAGCCAAGACACGGAGAACUGUGCUGUGCGGGGGAAGCUGACGGACGAGUGCUACAACUACAUUCGUGUUCUUGUUCCCUGGGACUCGCAGACACUCCUUGCCUGUGGAACGAACUCAUUCAGCCCCGUGUGCCGCAGCUAUGGGAUAACUUCGCUGCAGCAGGAGGGUGAGGAGCUGAGUGGGCAGGCUCGAUGCCCCUUUGAUGCCACCCAGUCCAAUGUGGCCAUCUUUGCAGAGGGCAGCCUGUAUUCAGCCACAGCCGCAGAUUUCCAGGCCAGUGACGCUGUAGUUUACAGAAGCCUUGGCCCUCAGCCCCCGCUCCGCUCCGCCAAGUACGACUCCAAGUGGCUCCGAGAGCCACACUUUGUCCAUGCCUUGGAGCAUGGAGACCAUGUCUACUUCUUCUUCCGAGAGGUCUCUGUGGAGGAUACCCGGCUGGGGAGGGUACAGUUCUCCCGUGUGGCCCGUGUGUGUAAGCGUGACAUGGGUGGCUCACCUCGGGCCUUGGACCGGCAUUGGACAUCCUUCCUGAAGCUUCGGCUCAACUGCUCUGUCCCUGGGGACUCUGCCUUCUAUUUUGAUGUCUUACAGGCCUUGACUGGGCCUGUGAACUUGCAUGGCCGUUCUGCGCUCUUUGGGGUCUUCACUACCCAGACCAAUAGCAUCCCUGGCUCCGCAGUCUGUGCGUUCUACCUGGAGGAUAUUGAACGUGGAUUUGAGGGCAAGUUCAAGGAGCAGAAGAGUCUGGAUGGGGCCUGGACUCCUGUGUCUGAGGACAGGGUCCCCUCCCCCAGGCCAGGAUCCUGUGCAGGAAUAGGUGUAGCUGCCCUGUUCCCGUCUUCCCGAGAUCUCCCUGAUGACGUCCUGACCUUCAUUAAGGCUCACCCACUGUUGGACCCCGCCGUGCCACCUGCCACCCACCAGCCUCUGCUCACCCUCACCAGCAGGGCCCUACUGACCCAGGUAGCUGUGGAUGGCACCGCUGGUCCCUAUGGUAACACCACAGUCCUGUUCCUGGGCUCCAAUGAUGGGAGAGUGUUGAAGGUGCUGCCCCCCGGGGGCCAAUCUGGGGCACGUGAGCCCAUCCUGUUGGAAGAGACUGAUGCCUACAGCCCCUCCCGGUGCAGUGGGAAGCGGGCAGCCCAAACAGCGCGGCGGGUCAUAGGGCUGGAGCUGGACACUGAAAGUCACAGGCUCUUCGUGGCUUUUUCUGGCUGUAUCAUCUACCUCCCUCUCAGUCGGUGUACCCAGCAUGGGGCCUGUCGGAGGAGCUGCCUGGCUUCUCAGGACCCAUACUGUGGAUGGCAUAACUCCAGAGGCUGCGUGGAUAUCAGGGUACCUGGUGGGACUGAUGUGGAUCCAGCUGGGAACCAGGAAUCCAUGGAGCAUAGUGACUGCCAAGACGGAGCUGCUAGGAGUCAGUCUGGCACGGGGUCUUCUGCUUACGUGCUUCUGGGUCCUGGCCCUUUCCCUGAGACCCCCAGCCCCCCCAGUGAUGCCCACCCCCGGCCCCAGUCUUCCACUCUUGGAGCUCACACGCAGGGCGUGCGCCGGGACCUUCCCGCAGCCUCAGCCUCCCGCUCGGUCCCCAUCCCACUUCUCCUGGCCUGUGUGGCGGCAGCCUUCGCCCUGGGCGCCUCAGUCUCUGGCCUUCUGGUCUCCUGUGCUUGUCGCCGCGCCCACCGACGUAGGAGCAAGGACAUGGAGACCUCCGGGCUCCCACGCCCUCUCUCCCUUCGCAGCUUGGCCCGGUUGCACGGGCCAGGCCCAGAGCCACCGGCGCCCUCCAAGAACGGAGACACGGCGCAGACCCCCCAGCUCUAUACCACCUUCCUGCCUCCUCCCGAGGCUGGGCCCCCGCCGGAGCUGGCCUGCCUGCCCACCCCGGAGUCCACGCCCGAGCUGCCGGUCAAGCACCUCCGCAACGCGGGGGGUUCCUGGGAGUGGAACCAGAAUGGGAACAACGCCAAGGAGGGCCCAGGCCGCGCACGCAGCGGGAACACGGCAGGCGGCCCGGCGCCGCGUGUGCUGGUGAGGCCCCCGCCGCGCGGCUGCCCCGGGCAGGCCGUGGAAGUCACCACCCUGGAGGAACUGCUGCGCUACCUGCACGCCCCGCAACCAUCCCGCAGGGGAGCAGAGUCCCUGGGCCCCCUUACCCCGCGGGCGCUCCCCGCAGAGCCCGCCCCCACCCCCGCCCUCUUGGGGGGCUCCAGCCUUCUGCCCCGGGAAUGUGCCCCACCGGUGCGCCUGGACGUGCCCCCAGAUGGGCAGUGCCCGGUGCCCCCAGGCCGGCCGGUCCCCGCUCCCCGGCUGGGGGUGGGGGGCAGCCGGAGGUUGCCCUUAUCCGCCCACCGUGCACCCCCCGCCCUGCUCACUCGAGUCCCUUCGGGAGGCCCCUCCAGGUACUCCGGGAGACACCUGUAUCUGGGCCGCCCGGAGGGCUACCGGGGCCGCACCCUGAAGAGAGUGGAUGUGGAGAAGCCCCAAUUGCCCCGGAAGCUACCCCUGGUCGUACCGACCUCCCAGCCGCCGGCCAUCCCUAACGGCAGCCAUUUUAACUUCUAAAUGAAGGGGCUCUGCCUUGGCCGUGAGCACGGACAUGCCUCCAAGGAUAGGUCACCUCCCUCUCUCCUCGUCCCACACCUCGAGCCUUCCUGGACUCUGAGAGUCUCCGGGGUCCCUGCCCACCUCGGGUUUAUUUAUUGACUGUCUUUCCCUCUGUCCCCUCAAGAAAGGAGUGGGAGAUGAGAAGCUUGCCCCCUCAAUGAGCCAGCUUUUGGGGGGGGCUGGCACACUCCGCUCCCACUCCUCACUCCUCCAGCCAAGCUGCCUUAACUCGCCCCUCUGGGCUUCCUCCCUAGACUGGGCCCCCGGCGGCCGCAGGCGGACAGACAUGGGGCUGGGGCCAUGGUGCAUUGUGUACGGAGUCCUCCGGGUCUCCUGGGACUUGCCUCCUCCUACUGUGUAGGAGCCUUCGCUCCCCAAUACA